AUGAGUGGUUUAGUCGGCCUUCUAUUCACCAGACUGACUUUACCAUCCCCCUCGGUUAUCCAGGGGAAGACUAUCCUCAUCACCGGUGCGAACACCGGCCUCGGUCGGGAAGCUGCCAGACAUGCGCUCGCCCUGGGCGCCGGUACAGUCAUUUUGGGCGUUCGGACCCUGAGCAAGGGUGAAGAGGCCAAAGCCAACAUCGAAGCAAGCACCGGCUGCACCGACAAGGGAAAGGUCCUUGUAUGGCCGAUCGAUCUCGAAUCAUUUGCUAGCGUCCAAGCCUUCGCAGCUCGAGUUCGCAAACACGUUGUCAUAGAGGGCGGCCGACUGGACAUGGCUAUCAUGAAUGCAGGAAUUGCGUCGGUCGAGUACGCUGUUACCCGUGAUGGGUGGGAGAGAGGAAUCCAGGUCAAUGUUUUAUCGACCGCGCUCCUCAGUCUGGAGCUUUUGCCGCUACUGCUGCGAACAAAAGAGCGAGAUCCAUCAGCACAACCGCAUCUGACCGUUCUUACGAGCGAUAUCCACAAGGCAAUCAAAUUUCCCGAGCGGAAUGAGAAGCACAUUCUUUCCAUCUUGAAUGACCAGGCGCAGUGGAAGACAUCCCAGGCUGCAGGCGGAGCUACCGAGCGCUACGGUGUCACUAAGCUCAUGGAUCUCUUCAUUACCAUCGAAAUAGCUCGACUUGUGCCUCGUGAUGAGUCCGGAAACCCCCUUGUGAUUGUCAAUGCCGUGACGCCGGGAUUCUGCAAAUCGGAUCUCCUGACUAGGGAGAAGGCGCCGUGGAUCCUGAAGCUGAUCCAAGCUUUGAUUGCUAGGACGGUGGAAGAGGGCAGCAAAACAUUGCUGCAUGCAGCAACCCAGGGAGUGGAGACUCAUGGGAAGUGGUUGGAGAAUCAGGUUAUCGCAGACCCUGGCAAUAUUGUCACCAGCCCCGAGGCGGCGGUUGUGAGGGAGAAGGUGUGGGCAGAGAUUACUGCAGUCUUGCAUAAUGUUGAUCCUGAGAUAGCCAUGGCUCGGGGGUUCAAUUACCUUGCGCUCGUGCUGUGUGGCAUUUGGGUGUGGGCAGCCACUGUUGCCUCCAAUCCCACCCCAAAUGCGGUUAGCGAACUGCCUUCGACAUCACACGGCUCAUAUCUAACCCCGACUCUCCAUACUCGGGAUGACAAGCCCGAUUUGAGAAUAUUAUGCCUUGGUGCCUCUAUUACAUGGGGCAUUGGCUCGUCGACUGGGAAUGGUUACCGGAAACCCCUGCGAGAUAAACUUCGGUUUGAAGGAUACAAUGUCGAUAUGGUUGGGACCAAGCAUAACGGAAACAUGGCGGACAAUGACGUGGAAGCCCAUCCGGGAGAUGUCAUCGACCAGGUGCACACUGCCGCCAGAGGCUCAUACAGAUACAACCCCAAUGUGGUCUUGAUCAACGCAGGCACCAACGACUGUCUCCAGAACCGUGAUAUCGCCAAUGCCGGCGAGCGGAUGAGAGUACUCAUUGAGGACCUCUUCCAGUCGAUCAACGGCGUGACCGUCAUCCUGUCCACUCUCAUCCCCUGCGCAGACCACACCGGAGAGGCGAACCGCCCGGCCGUCAACGCCCAGUACCGCACACUGGUCAAUGCCUUACGGGGCGAGGGGAGGAGUAUCAUGCUCGCUGAUAUGGAUCCUCCUGCCCCUAACGAGGGAAGCGGGUGGCUGGACCUCAGCACGGACUACUACGACGACAUACAUCCGAACGACAUCGGCUACCCGAAAAUGGCUGCGGUCUGGUAUCAGGCUAUUUCCACCGCUUUCGAAGAUACCUUGCUCAAGAAACCCGGUGGUUCUUAUGUGGUGACGCCCGGCAAUACGGGUCUUCAGUGCGAUAAACAGUACGGGGAUGGAGUCUACGCCGGCGGUCUCACGCAAAGGGGCAGCGGCGAAGACGACGGGAUCUACCGCCAUGACAGCGACCCCAUGGGGGUGGUACUGACGGUGGAAAGCGACUACGACCGGAACCAAUGGUUCUUCGCGCGUCUCUUUGCCAGGGAGCGUGAUGACUUUGUGGGUUGGUAUGAAAGAGACGAUGGGUCCCAGUGGUACGGAGUAUGGCGCAACACGGGUGAUGGCGCCAAUCUUUUCACCAAGAUUGCGGACAUGAGUGUCUCCAUUGCCUGUAUUCCCCGAGGAGUGAAUUUCAUUGACAUCAAUGCUGACGGACUGGAUGACUUUGUCUGCAUUGGCCCGGAGGGUGAUGCUUACGCGAGUAUCAACCAAGGGGACGGCGAUAUCGGCAGCGGAAAGCCGCCUUCAUUUAAAGAUAUUGGUCAAAUCAAAGACGCCGUUAAUGGCUACCCGCAGGCCCAAGUCCGACUGGGAGAUGUUGAUGGGGAUGGCCGUGCGGAUUACUGUGUUUUUAACGCGGCUGGUGAUAUGACCUGCUGGCGCAAUGGCUGGAUAGAGGACAAGCCCGCGUACUGGCAGGGACUCGGUCAACGGUUUUCAGGCAAGGAUAUGGGAAACCUAACCGGUGUGCGGUUGGAAGACAUUAACGGCGAUGGCCGAGACGACUGGGUGUGGAUAGGCGACACUGGCGAAGCCUACAUGUACAGCAAUUCAAGGAGCUGCCAGCAGGGAACUGACGGCAACGGUCUGAAUAUAGCUUGGCGGCAGGGCUUUUGGCAGGGCACCAAUUCCGGUCCAACUUACAAUGGGAUGGGCGUCGACAACGUGCGGGAACGAAUCCAUUUCGCCAGGAUCUACGGUGAGCCCGAAGACUUCGGCCUCCUUGGCCGUCAAGAUUAUGUCUAUCUUGAACAUAGCAAAGAGGAUGACAACAGUCGCCACAAGUUUGCCAUGCACGUCUGGAAGAACACAGGGUCGGGAUCCACGAAGCUCAAGGCUGAUGGGAACAAAUACUGCAACAUGAAAGGUCAUACAAACGGCAUGGAUGACUAUGUCUGGACGCACUCCAAAGGACGCAUGACUCUCUACCCCAACCGGGGAAUGGAUACGGUGGUUGAUGGCGGUCCGUCCUUCUGGGAUGCAUCUGAAGUGAUUUUCGACCCUUCAACAUUCGGCCGGAUGCUAGACCGCCGUGACUUACAUCUUGCUGACUGGGAUGGUGACGGAGCCUGCGACAUCAUAUGGGUUGAUCCGGACAAUCAGAAUCGAGUUCAAUUGUGGAGGAACACAUACAAAGAGACCGGGACCUGGAACUGGGACUAUAACGCAAACCCAGCACCCGAUCUCUACUGUCCCGAGAAACGGGGCAUCGGCAUCUUUGAUCUCCCUGUCCAGUUUGCGGAUGUCUCGGGGAAUGGCAAGGCAGACUACCUGUGCAUUGAGAAAGAUGGCCGAACUUGGGGUUGGCUCCACAAUGAUGCCAAUGGGUGGGAUUAUAUUGACCAGUUCAAAUACUCCGAACAGAAGGACCGUGCGAAUCUGCGGUGGGCAGACGUCAAUGGCGACGGAAAAGCCGAUCUUAUCUUUAUAGACAAAUUCUCCGGUGAUGGUUCUGUCUGGUAUAACAAUGGCCCCAAAGACGUCAAAGGCAGCCGCUAUGAGUGGGUUCCUCAGGGAAAGCUCUAUCAAGGCAACAGAGCCGGGAGCUGUAUGUACUAUCCCGAUUUCCAGGGCGAUAACCGAGCCGACAUGCAUGCCAUCAAAGGCACAUUCACCAAUGAGGCCGAGACCUGGUUCAACACUUGCGGCGGAGGUGACAAUAUCGGCGAUGACAGCCAGCAGAUUCUCGACCCUAAGCUGCCGGCGCAGCCGGGAAGCACCGGGUCAUCCAACCCCGCGUGGAUGAACGAAGAUUGCGCUGAUGACAAGUUCAAGGAGGGCAAACACGCUGGAAUUCUCUGGGAUGGGUCGUUGGCGAGCGACGCCUGGAACGACGCGGUGGCCAGCUGGGUUGACUAUAGAGACCACCCCAUACCCGAUGACGAGGACCGCAUCAGCUUUUCCCAGUUUGUUUCAUCACGGUUUUUUGGUGGUCCGGACGGCAUGCAUUGUGAGAUUUAUGCCGAGGGAAACGGCUGCGGGGAGGAUUCAGAACUUCAAUGCGCCGCAGACGGGAUCAAAACCCCGGCAGGAAAGUACAUUCUCAAUUCGUUUAAGAGACUUGACGCGGUCCUCUGGAACUUGCACGACGCAUUGCAAGGCGCAUUUGGAGUGAUUGAGACCCAGAUGGAUACCUUCGCAGACACGUUCGCUCCACUGCCAGAUGAAGGCAUUACUUUAGGAACCAUUUUGUACAAUCUCCUCGGCAUGGGAUAUGGAUCUUUGUCCUCACGGAUGUGGGAAAAGGUCAUGGAAAAGAUUGAGGACCAGCAAGCGAACGAAGUCUUCUCAAGUGCGCAAGAGUACGCUGAUGACAUGGCCGACUCCGCUUUUGAAAGCAUAAAGGACCUUGUCGACGAUAAUCCAGCGGACUAUGUCGUCAGCGAGGAACUCAAGGAGCAGGUCGUGGAUGUGAUCAAAGCUUGGGAUAAUGCCACGACCAAGAUUCAGUCCAGCCUGUUCUCCGGAACCGAUGAAGGAAUACAGCGAUUGGGGAAAAUGAUCUCCGGGGGGACGUUUCUUCUUCCUAACUAUACCCAGUUAAUGAACAUAACCGACCUCCAGCCCUCAAUAGAAAGAUCGCUCUAUGCUAUGCUCAUCCCACAGGCCUGGCGUCUCGCACUCGGCGAUAUAAACCCUUUUGUCAUUGACUCGACGAUGAAUUGCGCGGAUGCCCUGGACCAGGAGUCAAAAGACACGAAUCCGGAAGGGUUUGGCUCUCGUGCUCUGGCAAACUACGCCAGAUCGCGGGUGUGCCUUAAUGAUCGAAUGUACUAUCUUGUGACUGCUACGAAACCCUCGGACAACUGUAUCGACAGCCCCCACGAAGGCCUGGGUCAUUACUGCAACCCGUUUCCUGCACCUCCAGGCCUCGAACAUCUUGAUGGUAAAGCCUGGGGUCAGAUCACGAUCGGAGACAUAGUUUCUGGUGCCGUCAAUACCUACAACGCCAACGGAAAGAAUGUUAACGAGACUCAGGGCAUAUGGGACAGCAGCGACUACAGCGACACCUUUGCUAGUAUUGGCCAGUCGGAUGUCAGCGCCCCUGGAUACGUCGAUAUCCCCAUGUGCCGCUUUUGGGAAGCCCGUGAGAACUAUUGGACUUAUAGAGGGUCGUCAAGCCACGAUUAUGUCCCUUACUAUUUUCCCUGCAACGAUAAGAUCGAUUACGACAAGGACUAUGAAAGUUCGUACUAG
Aspergillus thermomutatus is the source of this 5232-nucleotide messenger RNA. RefSeq names its product putative esterase. The transcript is spliced from 12 exons. Gene Ontology annotation, molecular function: phosphatidylcholine lysophospholipase A1 activity. The record is from RefSeq and is a predicted model, not a curated record. Lineage: Eukaryota; Fungi; Ascomycota; Eurotiomycetes; Eurotiales; Aspergillaceae. Bases 1 to 5232 code for a protein of 1743 amino acids.